CUGGCAUCGUACGGUGGCACCCUCGACCUCACCUUCAUGUACCUGAAGCCACGGGAACAGCGAGACCGCUACCUAGCAAGCUCCGACGUCAUCAUUGAGGGUAGAGGGAUACGGCUAGGCUACGGUGGCCGCUACUACCGCGACAGCUACAAUGAGACGAUCAGUGUGCCGCUGCGCGAGGGAGAGUGGCGCCUCCUGGAUGAGGAGGGCAACGCGCGACAGCUGGCUGACAUGAAGGAGUUCUACAUGGUGCUGCUGGACGUGGAGAGACUGCUGCUGCGUGCAAGCUUCCACACCACACAGACCGAGUCACU
Molecule: messenger RNA, 314 nt
Organism: Priapulus caudatus
Lineage: Eukaryota; Metazoa; Priapulida; Priapulimorpha; Priapulimorphida; Priapulidae
Exons: 2
Source: RefSeq, a predicted model, not a curated record